Porites lobata is the source of this 730-nucleotide messenger RNA. The record is from the annotation of a GenBank genome assembly. Lineage: Eukaryota; Metazoa; Cnidaria; Anthozoa; Scleractinia; Poritidae.
AUGUCAAGUCCAAGAAGUUUAAAGUGCAAGCACAGUUUUUGUCUAGAGUGUAUCCAAACUGCUUUAAAUGUGUGCAACAGGUGCCCGGUCUGUCAACAGCCUCAAGGUGUUAUCACAGGAAACCAACCUCGUGGACAGAUGACUUUCUAUACUGAUCGUAACAGCGUUCCAGGCUACGAAGGUAAAACUCUUUAGAGCCAGAAUUUAAACAAUAAAUUUGUAUAGCUGUUAGCCAGGUGAGUGAAAACGAGAGCGAUUUUACUCACUAACAAAGUAGCGUCUUUGCAAAUUUCUUGGAACAAAGGAAAGUUUUUACAUAUUAAGACAAAGGUUGAACUCCUAACAUAGGGGCCUUUUUAUUUUUUUGCAACAGCAUUAUGGCCGGCCGCUUUGAAAGUUCCAUGUUUGGAUGCUCUAAAAUGAUAAGUUAAAAUAAACGGAAAACUGAUUUAGAACAGGAACCUGGGAUAAACUUUUCACGCCCUCAGUGACUAGCGAUUCUAUCGCCUGUCAAAGCAACUGGGCCCAGGAGACAAGCUGCUGAUAGAUAGGCUGCCACCUGUGACGUGAUGCCGGUUUAAACGCUCUAUUGAAUGUAACAUUUGCAGGCUACGGGAAAAUCGUCAUCAGUUAUCAGUUUCCCUCCGGAGUACAAGGCUCGGAACAUCCAAACCCUGGUCAGCAUUAUCAAGGCACAUCACGCACUGCUUAUCUCCCAGACAAUCAUUAA